This is a messenger RNA of Hyaloscypha bicolor E, 368 nucleotides long. RefSeq lists its product as uncharacterized. Bases 12 to 368 code for a protein of 118 amino acids. The transcript has 2 exons. NCBI's taxonomy places the organism in Eukaryota, Fungi, Ascomycota, Leotiomycetes, Helotiales, Hyaloscyphaceae. The record is from RefSeq and is a predicted model, not a curated record.
CAAAUAUCAACAUGUUGUUUUUCAAGACUCUCUUCCUGUCAGCACCCAUCCUCCUAAGCUUCACGGCAGCAACUCCCAUUACCUCCGGACAAAUCCUCGAAGUUCGCGACACAACAUGGCACGCUAACUUGAUUGCUGAUAUCAUUCAGCGUGACAACGGCCUGGCAACGGAAUUGGCCGGGAAUAACGCCACAUCUUUGAUGCUGCGAGCCAUCUCUUCUCACCCCGAGUUCCAGACUAUUUCCCGCCGAUCGCCGGAUGAUGCUGUUUCAGAGAAUGAGAUUGCUGUCAUGAGCAAGCUUGUUGCAAGGGAAUCUUGCAACCUUUGCAACACCAAUCACGUGUGGUUAGAGAGAUCUUCAACGUAA